This is a messenger RNA of Clupea harengus (Atlantic herring), 3366 nucleotides long. It is a transcript of the gene kcnip1b, whose product is annotated as potassium voltage-gated channel interacting protein 1b. NCBI's taxonomy places the organism in Eukaryota, Metazoa, Chordata, Actinopteri, Clupeiformes, Clupeidae. Gene Ontology annotation, molecular function: calcium ion binding; transmembrane transporter binding; potassium channel regulator activity. The record is from RefSeq and is a predicted model, not a curated record. Gene Ontology annotation, biological process: regulation of potassium ion transmembrane transport. Gene Ontology annotation, cellular component: voltage-gated potassium channel complex.
GAAAGAGAGAGAGGGGGGAGUGCACAUCUGCAUGAGUGAGAAAGAGAGAGAAAGAGAGAGCAUCUCUCAUCAGAGUCUGCUGGAGUCUGGGUCUGAGUACUGCAGGUAUCUGGAUCCAGCCGAACAGGAGAAGAAAGGCAGAAGCGAGAGCACAGAGCCACACACACACAGCAGCAGCAGCAGCAGUGGAGUCGUCCACCGCCGCUCUGCAGCCUUCACGGUUAAGAGGCCAUUAGGACAACAACACCCUGAGGAGAAGAGAAGAAAGGAGAGGAGAGAGAGAGGGGUCGAGAAAAAAAGGGUGAAGAGGAGAGCAGAGGGAGAAGAGCAAACACUUGCCGUCUCCGUGGACACAGAGAACUUUCAUGGAGUAGUGCUCAGAGAACCAUGCGGCACUGGCGCUCUUCACCUUUUGCCUCAGUAAUUCAUCUCACCUCGAACCCGUCUGCGCAAACCAACUUUUCCUUUUAGAAGUUUGAGGUCAUUUCUGGGAACAUUGUUUUGCUGUGUGGAAUAGAGAGGCUGUCAGCUUGGCCAGUUUGAAGAAGGAAAAGAGGCAAUACGGACUUAGAGCUCUGCACAAGUGUGUGAGUGUGUGUGUGUGUGUGUGUGUGUGUGUGUGUGUGUGUGUGUGUGUGCUGAGAGAGAGUGUGUGCCCAUGUUUGUUUAUGAGCUUGCAUGAAUGAAAUAUGUGAGUAUGUACUCAUGAGUAUGAUCAAGUACGGUCAAGUAAUUAAAGUAAACCCAGGUCAAAGGGAAGUCGUUUCACAGCCUUCAGAAAAUGAUCAAUUUUCUCUGAAGAACAUGUCACCCUUUUUACCAAGACGUUAUAUCCCUCCUACACCAGAACUGUUCUUUUCUCUCCUUUUCUGCGGCAGAAGUCAUCAAUAAUCGCUCAGAUUUCAGAACUAAUUUAAACUCUAACAGUAUCUCUCUGAAGGGACAACACUUGCAACAAGAAUCUGCAUCUUGUUUACACCUGCGUUACCUGUUAAAAAGGGUUUUGACACACUGUCCCUCAGUCAGGAUGGCAGGCUGUACCAGCCGCUGUCGACAGGGGGUGCUCAAGUUCAUGCAGUCUCUUCGGAGACUCGUCUUUGGGACGCUCAGCAAAGACAAGAUUGACGAUGACCUGGAGAUGACCACGCCGUGCCACCGGCCAGAGGGGCUGGAGCAGCUGGAGUCCCAGACCAACUUUACCAAACGGGAGCUGCAGGUCCUCUACCGAGGCUUCAAAAACGAGUGUCCCAGUGGAGUUGUGAACGAGGAGACGUUUAAACACAUCUAUGCACAGUUCUUUCCACAUGGAGACGCCAGCACAUACGCCCAUUACCUUUUUAAUGCAUUCGACACAACAAAGAAUGGAUCCAUAAAGUUUGAGGAUUUUGUGAUGGGACUGUCCCUCCUGCUGCGUGGAUCGACAAGGGAGAAACUUGAAUGGACAUUUAAUUUAUAUGACAUCAAUAAGGACGGUUACAUUAGCAGAGAGGAGAUGACAGAGAUUGUGAGAGCAAUUUAUGAUAUGAUGGGGAAGUAUACUUACCCUGCAAUGAAAGGUGAUGAUCCCAAACAACACGUGGAUGCUUUCUUUCAGAAAAUGGACAAAAAUAAAGACGGGGUUGUAACUCUAGAGGAGUUUGUCCUCGCAUGUCAAGAGGAUGAAACCAUGAUGAGGUCGAUGCAGCUCUUUGAGAAUGUAAUCUAGAGGCAGGCGGAGGGGACAAAGAUGGAAAGCAACUGGACAUCGAACUGACAGAAGCAAAGAAGUGCCCACAGAGAAUAUAUUUUUCUGCGUUUCUGUGUGUGUGUGUGAGAGAGAGAGAGAGAGAGAGAGAGAGAGAGAGAGAGAGAGAGAGAAAGAGAAAGAGAGAAAUGGGGGGUUGCUAUUUUCUGUCAAUUCAUCAUAUAAAUUAAUUUACAUGUCUAGCCUCUUCCAGAUGAAAUGAAUACAUUUGCAAUUCUUUAGGUUAUUUUAUGGAGGAUACAUGGUCCUUGUAGAACUCUUAUGACCCCUCUGUCUCAUAUUUACUGAGUCAUAUUUCUCCAGAAUGGCCUGGAAUUCCUUCCACUUGGUUGAGCUUAGAGAGAGCUCCAGAAUUGUUUGGAUAAUAGUUCAGCUUGAUUGACUCAUGUCUUUGUGGAAACUGUUGCCUCCUCUUGGACAGAUACUGCAACGGCAACUCAUAAGCUCUCCCUGCUGGUGAAAAAACCGAACUGCAGUGGAAAAUAUAUUGGCCUUUGGCUCACUCCCGAAACCGCAUGUUUUUAAGUGAAAAAGCGUCCUUUGAGUUGUCUGAUGGUGACUUUGGUCUAACGACCUUUAAAUUAUGUGAAAUAUUUAUUUAAUAUUUUAUUUAUGUAUGUAAUAUACUGUGUGCAUAUUCCAUUUGGUCUCAUCCUGACAGUGUAUUUAGUUUGUUGGUUGUCCAAAUUGUGUAUUCUAUGUUCAGGGCAUGUAUUAAGUGUCAUGGUAUUAUUGUUGUUGUGUGUUGUUGUGUCCUGCUGUUUGACUGUCUGCCGGUUUUUCUGUCUGCCGGUUUUUCUGUCUGUCCAUUUGUCAUUGUCCUAUGCCUCAUCUGAAGCUAAGUGACUCAUAUCUUUAGACAGAUCUGACAGAUUAGACUCUUUGAAGCAUUCAUUUUCUAAAUGGAUUGCUAGCACAGUGCAUGAAGAAAGAAAGGGAAAUAAUUGGUCUGAAAAGUACCCCCUGAAAAUCUGAUAUACAGGUUUCUAGCAGAGGGGCAAGAGAGCUACAGACUUUUUGAGAGAGAGAGAGAGAGAGAGAGAGAGAGAGAGAGAAUUUAAUGUUAUGAAACUGUGAGAUGAGAGGCAUAAUACACACAUUGUAGAAAAGUGAUCUUAACCAUCUUAUUUGACCACCCCUCUCCAUAUGUGUAAACAUGCCACCUUUCCACUAUGUCCAUCUGUGGUAAGGGGAAACAGAACAGAGACACAUUUUAGUGACCCAAACAGAUCACUGUAACUAAAAGCAAUUCCUGACUUGCACUCUUUACACUCAUAUUCAUCGCAGGUGUCAGAAUUGUGUAUCAGUGUGUGUGUAUCACUGUGUACAUACAGGUUUUUCUGUAUUAUUCCGUUUGGACAGAUUAAGAAUAAAGAUUUAAUUUACAGAUCUAACACAAUACAUGGAGAUGUCCUUUUGUUGUGCUGGACGAUACUCAGUGAACAUUCUGUAUUUUGCAAUCUGACAUUGUAAAACACAUGAAAUAUUUCUCUGUACAGACAGCGUGUGAUGUAGUGACUUUAAAGCAGAUAAACAAAGGCUGUGUAACAGCUUCUCUGGUGACGUGCUGUACAGAGCUAUGAUUGAUAUCGAAGAAUAAACCUUUCAAGAGAAAACAGAAA